Eimeria necatrix is the source of this 8712-nucleotide messenger RNA. RefSeq names its product RNA-binding protein, putative. The record is from RefSeq and is a predicted model, not a curated record. Bases 1 to 8712 code for a protein of 2903 amino acids. Lineage: Eukaryota; Apicomplexa; Conoidasida; Eucoccidiorida; Eimeriidae. The transcript is spliced from 13 exons.
AUGGGGAACGACAGUCUAACCCCUAAAAGUGCUGAUUCUCGGCUGCACGAGCUGCAGCAACAGCCGCAGCAACUGCAGCAGCAGCCGCAGCAACUGCAGCAGCAGCAGAUUCCACAGAGGCAGGAUGAGCCGCACCAGACGGAGCAGCAGCAGCUGAACGCGCCGCCUGAGCAGCAGCAGCAGCAGCAGCAGCAGCUCCAGACAGAUGAGACUGAGGGCGGCAUCAGCUCCCAGCCACUUUCGAAAGGCUUGCGGCUUCAGAAGCAGCAAAAGGAAGUUGACUCAGCAGCAGCAGCAGCAGCAGCAGCAGCAGCAGCAGCUGGGGAUACCGUUUUUUGUGGCCUUGGAUCUAACGCCGUAUCUCUUGCGCGAAGCAGCAGCGCUGAUGAGGCAGCCGCUGCUGCAGUGCGUGCAGCUGCAGUAGCAGCAGCAGCAGCUGCUGCUGCUGAGGCGGCUGCAGCAGCGGCUGCGGAAGCAGCAGCAGCAACCGCUGCAGGCAUCCAGCAGCGGCCUCCCGCAGCUGUCCAUGCAGCAAAUAAUCCAAGUGGCACCGGCAAUAGCAGCAGCAGCAGCAGCAGCAGCAGUAGCAGCAGCAGCAGCAGCAGCAACAGUCAUGGAGCAACGAAAACGAUCUCCCCCUUGAGGUCUCCGGAUGAUUUACAGCGGAGCUCCUCACCUGCUGCUGCUGCUGCUGCUCUUGGGACUGUUCCUGCUUGGGGGCAAGUUUCGCCUAACAGCAACAGCAGCAGCAGCAGCAGCAGCAGCAGCAUGCAGGCCACCGACAGCGGUUGCAGCAGAUCCACGAAUUCAUCUAGGCGUGUAUCGCCUGUGGCUGGCCUCUGCUUGGAGUCUGGUGGCGCUUUGUUGCCAACAGAAUCAGCAGCUGCUGCACUUCCUGCUGCUGCUGCUGCUGCUGCUGCUGCUGCUGCCGUUGUCCCAGCUGUGCUGCAGCAGCAGCAGCACGACGUUGGCUCCACCUUGCCGGUGGGACAGUUGGUUACUGAGGUCUCGUUACCGGGCGGGAUCUCGUGCCCUGCCCUGCAGCAGACGCAGCUGCAGCAGCAGCAGCAGCAAUUGCUGCAGCAGCAAGAGCUUUUGCUUCGGCUGCCGGAAGGAGAAGCAGUCAGCCUUGAGUUGUGUGAAGGCAGCAUGCCGCAGCAGAUGCAGCUUUGCCUUGCUGCUGGCGACGUUUGCGCAUUUGUCGAAGGGCCGCCGCAGCAGCAGCAGCCACAGCAGCAGCAACAGCAGCAGCAGCAGCCCGCCUUUGCAAAAGAGGCACAGUUUGGUGGCCUAGAAGUUGAACAGCAACAGGCUCAGAGCCUGCAGCAACUGGAGCAGCAGCAGGAGCUGCCGCUCCCGCUGCAGCUCAGCGAGCCACGAAGCAACGAGGACUGCGUGGAUGACGAGAGUAUCGACCCUGACAGCAGCAGCAGCAGCAGCAGCAACAACUGCAGCAGCAACAACGGCUGCGGAAGCGAUGAGGACGCAAGUAUGAGCGUCGAUGCAGAGGAAGGAGUAGCUGCUUCAGUGCAGCAGCUGCCUGCCCUCGCAGCAGCAGCAUUCGCGAGUGUUUCAGGGCCGCAGCAACAGCAGCAGCAGCUGCAACAUUUGGAGCAGGAGCGGCUGCUGCUGCUGCAGGAAAGCCGAUACUUGCAACACGAGCAUGCAGAGCCCUACGGCACUGUAGUAUCUCUUCAUGAGAGCAGCAGUGCCGGCAGCACAGCCUUUGAUGAGCAGCAGCAGCAGCGGCAGCAGGAGCAGCACUUGCAGCAAGGUCUCGCGCUGCAGCAGCAGCAGGAAGAAUUCUUAAGGGAAGCGGAAGCUGCAGCGAAACAGCCGCUUGCCUUCGAGUGUAUGGACACCGAUUGCGACCCGUCGCAGGUCCCUCCGACUAGCUCGCAGCAGCUGCAGCAAGAGCAGCAGCACGCAGAGCAGCAGCAGCAGCAGCAGCAGCUGCAGCAAGAGCCACAAGAGAGCAGCAUGGCUGGAGACGCCGGCAACAGCUCGGACGCGAGAACACAGGCUGCGGAGGAGGCUGAGGUCGAGGAGCUGCUGCAGUACUACGGGGCCCCCAGGCCCUCGGACGCUCGUUACCAGCACCUGACUGCUUUGAUUUACCUUCACUUCUUGAACUAUGUGGACCGUGGGUUCUGUGGGGAGGCUUCGUGCAGCGACUUGAGCCCCGACUGCCCCUUCGUAUUUGAUUUGGGGGACGCGAGGCGCAGCAGCUACGGCACUGCAUCUCUCUUUGAUUUGUUCACUGCGCUGCUGCAGCGGUACGGAGCUGCUGCAGUUGAGGCUGUCUUUGCCUUGGUGGCAGUGCCAGUGAGGUUUACGCAUUACAUACAGUGCCACGUGCUUGGAGCCAAGCAGCAGCAGCAGCAGCAGCGGCGACAGCAGCAGCAGAAGGGGCAGUGCGGCUGCAGGUGCUCAGGCGGCUGUUACGGCCGCCGCAGCAGCAGCAGCAGCAGCAGCAGCAGCAGCAAGCAGGGAACGCAGCAGGCACAGAUAUGCACAGGAGUUGUCCCCUGCUGCUGCAACGUCACCUUCCUUGCCCCACACCCUCCUGCAGCAGCAACUUGUGGCUGCUUGGGGGACCUGCCUCCCGCCUUUCCAGAGUCUUUGCGGCGUCUGCUGCCGCCUCGCCGCGACUCUGCAGCAGCUGCAGAUGACGAGGACAGCCCGACAGCAGCUGCGCAGGGCUGCUGCGGAGAGGCAGACGAGCUGCAGCAGCAGCAGCAGCUGCAGCAGCAGGCGCUUCACUCGUCUGCGACGAGCACAUGCGACAGCAGCAGCUGCAGCCGCCGCUGUAGCAACAGCAGCACCGCGUGCUGCUGCGCCAGCAGCGCUGGAAGGUCGCGCCUUCGAGACAAGGGGAGUCUGACAGAAAACGUGAGCAGCAGCAGCGACUGCUGCUGCUGCAGCACGAGCUGCUGCUGCUGCUGCAACAGCCGCUGCAGCAGCCCCGUGCUGUUCACGGCCCGGGACGUGGCGCGGCGCUCCUACACCGUGUACGACUUCUUGAUCUCUUGCCUCGGAGAUGGUUUUGCUGCUUUCUUUCCUGCGGACUGUCCCCUCGCAUGCAUGCGUUUGUCUACAGCCAGCGACGCCACCUUCAGGUCGCGGGGCCCCGGGGGGGCCCCCACAGACGCCUGCCUCUUUUUUCGGUCUUUUCUGGAUAGGUUUGCUGGAGUUGCUGCUGCAGCGCUGCUGCAGGGGCUUCACCCGGCCACCUGCAGCAGAGGCAGCAACCCCUAUCACAUCACUAAGCUGCUGGAGCUGCUGCUUUUCUGCACCAACGGGUCCAUAGAAACUCUGCCCUCACACGUAGUUGUGGCGCACCCGGGAGACACUGGCGGCGGCGCUGCUAGUACCAGCAGCAGCAGCAGCAGCAACAGCAGCAGCGGCAACGGGAGCAGCACAAGCAGCCUGGGACAGCCGCAGCAGCCUGAAGAGGAGAGGGAAACUUUCCUGCCGGCGGUGUCGAAGGACAACGAAACCACAGCAGCAGGUGCUGCUGCUCUGACGGGGUCGCCAGUAGCGGCAGAAUCAGCAGCAGCAGAGCCUGGCAGCAGCAACUUGUACGCCUGCAGCGCUAUAUCUCUUUCAGAGGUUCUGCGGCACUUGCUGCUGUCUCUGUCCUUCCCCUCCUCUCAGGAGCUGCUGCUGCGCAUCACCGGCAGCAACAGCGCAUGCGUGGGGCCUAUCGGGGCACCCGUGCUGCAGGCGCUGCUAGAAGGCUGCAGCUGGAGGGCCUUUGUUGCUGCGCUCUUGCGGCAGCGGCACUUCGACAGGCGCGGCAGUUUGCUGCUGCAGCUAGUCAGUGAAGGGGGAGGAGCCAAAUGCGCUUGCAGCAGCAACGCCAACAGCAGCUGCUGCUGCUGCUGCAGCAGCUGCACUGGACAUCCGCAGCAACAAGAUCUGCAGCGGCACCAACGGUGCUCGCAUAUGAACAGAGGCAGCAGCGUUCAGCGACGCUCUUCUGCUGCAGCUCAGUUACAGAAUGCUGUUGCUCGCUCCCGCCGGGCCCGCAGACAGCAGGGGGAGCAGCCGUUUUGCUGCAGCAGCAGCAGCAGCAGCGGGGAGAGCAGCUGUGUGCAGUACGCACCAGCUGCCUUCUCUGACCCUGCCACCAGCAGCAUGAAGCACCUCCGCAGCAGCCUGAUGGCGCCGCUCACGAGCUGCUGUUCUUGUAGAUGGGGCACCCCUGGCUCUCGGUGGCUGAUCCGUGCUGCUGUCAGCAGCAAGGCGGAGCGCCUGCUGCUGCGGCGUGAGCUGCACCAGCAGCAGCGGCAGCAGAAGCGGAAGCAGCAGCACGGCGAAGGCCACCAGCAGCAGCAGCAAAUGCGGAGCCUGCAUGCGACUUCUGGCGGGAGCCUUUCGGGCUGGAGAACAAAGGCAGCCCGCAGCAGCUGCGGCGGCGGCAGGGGAAGCAGACGCAGGCCAUCAUCUGCUGCUAACAGCAGCUCGGUUUCGCCGUCGUCGCGGCGACGCCUAUUCAGCGGCCAUUCUGCGGAGGCGCCCCAUCAGGCGCAGCAGCAGCAGCAACUGCUGCAGCAGCAGCUGUGCCCAUCUCCUGCCAGUGAGCUGCUGCACAAUACUCUGCAGCUUCCUCGUAGGGGAGUCAGCAGCGGCAGCGGCCCCUCCGUUUGUGCUGCUGCUCCUGCAGCGGCUGCAAGCCGUGCUGGCUCAAGCCCCCCGGAAGCGCGCACCCAGGAGGCUGACCGCAGGCAACAGAACAGCAGCAGCAGCAGACAACACAUGCAGCACCAACAGCAGCAGCAAGUACAAUCACAGCAGCACCGAAUAUCUCGGGCGCAUGCAGAGGUGCGACGGCAGCGGCGGCAGCAGCAGCGGCUGGCGGAAUACCGGCACCGGUUUCCCCAUUUAGUUUAUUCAGAUACAGAAGCAGCAACAACAGUCCCGCUUCAUUCUUGCCCAGCAACAGCAGCAGCAACUGAGACAAGCGCAGCAGCUAGCAGCGGGUCUGCAUUGGGAGCAAGCGCAGCAGCAGGAGAUGCUGGAUCGUGGGGCUGGGGCGUCGUAGGGCCCCCCCCUGGGGGCCCAUUAUACCCACUGCACUUCCACUUGUGGGCCCUCCACGUGAAGCGGCGGUAUCAGCAGCAGCAGCAGAAAGCUGCUCUUGCUGCAGCUGCCGCUGCUGCAAGGAGGCGCAGCUCAGCCUGGGCUUCUCCUCUUAGCUGCGCUGCACCACUGUUUCCCCAGCAGCGUAGCAGGUGGCAGGUGCAGCACGGGACUGUUGCUGCAGCAGCUGCCGCUGCGGAGGCGCGAGAGGAAGUAGAGUGGGGCCCCAGCUCUGCAAAACGGCCCCUCCCGUGCAGUGGUAGCUUGGAAGGGGAGGAGAUCCUCCUGUGUGUGUCUGCUGCUCCUCCUGCAGCGGCAGACAGCGCGGCCGCAGCUGGAGAGAGCAGUGCUGCUGCGCCUCCAGCUGAUGACAGCAGCAGCAGCCGGCGCAGCAGCAGCAACGGCAACAUCACCAGCAGAGUGCAGCGCGAACAGUGGACUGUCACCGCCCUACACAGCUCUGAAGGCUCCCAGUCAUCAUUCCUUGAACAGAGUGCAGCUGCAGCAGCCGCAGCAAGCGCGUCGGCUGCUGCUGCUGGCGUUGAUGCGCCGCUUCACAGCGAGCCGGCAGCAGCUGCUGCAGCAGCUGCUGCCCAUUCUCAGUUGGAGGGCAUGGAAGAAGAGAGGGAGGGGAGCCGUUCUUCUUGCUUGUCGAGUGUCUACACCACUGAGGCCUCUUCAGAUGCCUCUCCUGUCUGCGGAUCUCCCGAUAUAUCUUUGCCUUGUGCUUCUCCGCUGCCGUUUCAAAGUCAGGGAGGCGAUCCUGCUACUGCUGCUGGCGCUUCUGCCAGCUGGAGGCGAGGCACCAACUCGCACACGGCGACCAGCAGCAGCACCAGCAGCCGUGCACAGGUUUCGCUGUUCCCGCCUGCAUCCGUGGUGCCGCUGUCUGUGCUGCGGGAGGCAGCACUGCCCUUAGCAGCAGCUCACCCCAGCAACUUCUUGAGCCUAGAUGAACACGUGCCUUUCUUUGUUAGGCUGCUGGAGGGCGCCUACAAACAUCCUGCAUGCAGACCCCCAGGAUGCACAGGCCUAAACGUGCCUCGCCCGGGAGUUAGCGAAGCGGAGUUUCAGCUCUGGAUGCAGCAGAAGCUGCAAGAGGGAACGACAGACAUGGCGGAGGUUUACGGCGACCCCACAAUGGAAAUGUCUGCGCACAAGGUGCUGCUGGAGGAGACUUUCAUCAAGUCCGGAUUCAUUUCAGGAGUCGUGCAGAGCCUCAUAAGAAAGAGAAGCCGCCGAGCCUGUCUGCAGCUGCUGGCGGCCAUUGGCGCCCACGCGCAGCCCUUUCGUUGUCUUGCUGUUUUCCAUGCUGAGGUGGAGGCACAGUUGCUGCAGACCCCACUCGCCCUUGUCUCCGCACUUCUAUGUUGUAUUCCCAAGGGGCCAUUAGGCCGCCUGGGUGUGUCCUUCAUUGCGGCCAUCGAUGCGCUGCAGCAGUUAGUGGGUGUGGUGCCUGCGCUGCUUGAGCACUUGACUGUGUCACACUGGCAAGGGCUACUGGAGCUGUUCAUCACGCGCAGAUCGCACCAUAUAUUUGCCUCCAAGCUUUUGUGCAUACUCAGAAGGGCUCUGGACUUGGGGUCUGAGGAGAUGCACCGCCGGCUAUUUGCAGACUGUCGCUUGCUGGACCGUUUGGACCACGCAGUGUCUCAGUACCGCCAGAGUCACAGCCAGGCGAAGAGGCAGCCAGCUGACGGCCUGGGGCCCAUUGUGGAUCUUUUGAUACACAUGAGCAUACAUGUGCAGCUUGAUGGUGUUGUGCCGGCUCUUUGCCCCUCUUCUCCUUCCUCUGGGAUGAACACCCCUCGGUUGGGGCCCUGCACCCCGCGUAGCAGUAGCCAGCAGCAGCAGCAGCAGCAUACGCUAGCUUUGAAACUCUUCUCCCCAAGGAGUGGCGGAUUCGAUGCUGCCAACCCAGCAGCAACGGCAGCAACAGCAACUGGUGCUGCUGCAAGUCCUGUAACCGUCACAGCAGCAGUUUCGACGGUGUCCCCAGCGGCGUUGCUGCACUCUUUGCUCCCAGUAAUUCCCAUCCUUCCUCCAGCAGCAUCAUCAGCCCCAGCUGCAACAGCAGCAGCACCCGCUGUUCCGGCUGCUGCUGCUCCAGAGAUGGCACCCACUGAAGGAGGCAUGCAUGCUGCAGACACAGUAGUGGACUUGCCCAAGGUCUCCUUGCCCCUCACUCCACUUGUGCGCCUUGUUGCGGAGGACGAACAGCAGCCGCAGCUGCAGCAGCAACAGGAAAGACGCGAAAGUCUUGAUGGAAUGGCACGACAAGCAUCCAGGACCUCCGCCAACCCACAUACAGCAGCAGGUGAGCUGCAGGUGGCAGCAUGCAUGAGGCCGGGUGGGGACAACCCCAGCAACAGCUGCAGCACGGAAACUUCUGCCUCGCAGCAGCAACAGCAGCUGCCACAGCGGCAACAACACGAACCUGCAGCGGAGAGCUCCUCUGAUGGGGCCUUGGCUUUGUGCCGCGCCGGAGGAGGCGUCUCGCUUGAGAAUCGCCACCAGGCACUGAACAGCGCCAGCAGCAGCAGCAGCAGCGGCAGCAUCAGCAGGAGCUCUGCUGCUUCACAACCUCUAACGCCGCGGCCCCAAUCGCCUGCAGUACGAUCGCCAGUGCAAGCAGGAACACCGUCUCCAGCAGCAGCAUAUGAUACUUCUGCAGAGGGUCAUGUGGCGGCUGUCGUCCACUUUAGAGGGCCUGAAGGGGUGCAACCGAUGGAGAUUGAUUUUGACCACUUCUCCCCCCCCGUGUCACCGACGGCUGCCACCACCACGCAAAACAUGCAGGCAGCUGGAGAGCAAACUUCUGAGGCUUUCGUCGUCACCCCGCCGACCCCCCAGCCGCUGGUUACUGAGGAGGGGUCAACGCAGCCCUGCAGCAGCAGCAGCAGUAGCAGUCCACGCCGACUGUCUCCUCCCCAGCCAGCAUCAGCAGCGUCUGCAGCAGAGCAGCCACUUUCCGUAGCAGCAGCCACGGCAGCAGCAUCCUCCGCAGCAGCAGCAUCAGCAGAAGAAGCUGAAAGCGUGCAACUGUCUCCCGUCAGCUACACGGACAGCAGCUGCAGCGACGGCAACAGCAGCGAUGGCAGCAGCAGUGAUACCAUCAGCAGCAGCAGCGAUAGCAGCAGCGAAAAAGACAGCGCGAGGCGCUGCCUCGAUGUGCCGGGGAGCCACCAGGGGGCACCGAUGACUUACGUGACUCAGUUUUUGUUGCAGUCUCGCAAAUGGCAAAAGUUGCAGCGUUUUAUAUCGAAGCAGCGGAGGGGACCCUUCUUGGAUCUGACAGACCCAAACAACUUCAUGCCAGUGGACGAGGCUAGGCGGGUAAAGGAAGAAAGAAAAAGGCAAGAGAAACUGCAACAUCAGAGAGAGGGCAAGCAUCGGAAGAGCAAAUCUGAGAAAAAACGCAAGAAAGAGGGCAGCCACCACUCGUCCCAUGGGCACACACCCCGUGUGGUGUUGCCGCCUGAGCAACUUGGGGAGGCCGACGAGGGUCCUCAGUUUAGGCAGGCAGAAGCAAGCCUUUUUAAUACACAGCCGCUAGGGGAUGGAAAUCCAGGAGACAUGCAGCAGCUGCGGCAGCUGCAGCAGCAGCAGCAGCCAUGGAGGUCGUAG